AUGGAAAAAAAAGUAGUAAAAAAAGUUCACAAAAACCCCUUCAGCGGAAUCAAAUUACCUCCCAUCACUAAAUGUAAGAAAAGUGAUGUCAGAACAAUUUUAGACGUGGAUCCUCAAUAUUUUUCAUUAGUGGAAGGAAGACCAAUCAAGACCAAUACAUCGAUUAAUAAAUAUAAACAAAAUAUAAGAAACAUAGCUUUGAAACGAACACUUCACGGAUUUCUUACGGACGAAAUUUUAAGAAUCAAUAGAGAAAUUGAAACAGAAAGAAAAAUAUAUAACACAGCAUCAAAGCAUUUUGAAGAAUAUCAGCACAGCUUCGAUAAAUUUUUAGCAGAUGAUAAUAAUAAAACGAUCGUAAUCAUGAAAACAUCGGAUAAUUUAGCUAAAGAGUUAUCCAAUGAAACGGAAGAGCACAAAAAAGCAAAUUUUGAAUUGGCAACAAUUAAGUCGAAACUACAAUAUAUUAAUGAGACCUUACAAAUAUUGUUAUCUUUUCAAUGUUUUCUACACAAAGCUGCGCCGAUUUUGUGGCAAGAAAAAUAUAAUAUUAAUUUGAAUUUGGAACACUUGGAAAUUCUUAGUAUGGAUUCAGAUAUUUUUAUUGAAAUUAAUAUUAAUUUAAUAAGGGACCGUUUAAGUAAAUUACCACCUUCAAGACUGUAUUUCAAAACUCCUGAUCAAUUGUUAGUUGUUUUUGAUUUACUUGAAAAACAAAAUUUAAAUUAUCUGUUGGUAACCGAAGAGUUAAAUGUAGAGAAAAACAAGUUUUUAAAAUCACUGGGAUUUUUGAAGAACUUACUUGGAAAUGAGUUGGAAUUUAUUAAAGCAAAGAUGAGAAAAAUCGAAGAAUUAAUAGUUUGGAAUAAACACAGGGAAAUCGAAUUGAAAGAGAUAUUUUUUCAAAUUUUAGAGGAUAAAAUGCAGUAUUUGGUAUCAUCAGAGACAGUGUUACAAAUUUUUAAUUAUGUAGAAUUUGCCUAUGAACAGGUAAUAGCAUCAAAUGAUGCAAAUCUGAGUUCUUUAGAUAUGACAGUAGCUCUUGAAGAAGAAUAUAAUAAUUUGAUGUUAGAUUUGUCAGCAUUUGAUUUAGAUGUUAUUAAAGCUAUAGAAAAAGAAACGUAUCAAAACGAAGCGAGAGAAACAAAACAAGCGAAAAUUGCGAGUAAAUUACUAAAAGAUGUUGAUAAGUUAAACAAGCGUUUGAAAUCCUCUUACGAACCAUCAAGGAAAAAUGCAUACGAGUGA
Molecule: messenger RNA, 1248 nt
Organism: Vanessa atalanta (red admiral)
Lineage: Eukaryota; Metazoa; Arthropoda; Insecta; Lepidoptera; Nymphalidae
Exons: 2
Coding region: 1-1248 (415 amino acids)
Source: RefSeq, a predicted model, not a curated record